GGCCUUAAAUAGGACGGCGUUGGCGUCGACUGAGAGUCUGAGAUACACCCCCCAAAAAGAUACUCGACCAAUAAAAGACAGAGUCGGCGGCGCGAUUGCAAAGGGGAUCGGCGAUCAGAACAAGAAGAUGAGUGCGGGUGUGGAGAAGCCAAACAACAAAAGGGCCACGGCGGCCGAUCCGACCAGCCGAGGCGAUGCCGACGCCAAGAGGACGAAAAGGAAUCUGGGGAGCGACGGGGAAGAUACUCUGUCGCCUGGUUCCGUCGACCAUGCGUACGCCCUUGUCUUUGCCAAGAUUGCACAAGACGAAAUAGACCAAGAGUCAGCUCCCCGCCCUGUGCAAAUUCCUACAAUCGCUUACUUCAAACCUCCGACCUUGUUUCACACUGAUGAGCUCUUUUCUGUCCGUCGGUCUGGAACAAAGGCCGUGCUCUCGGCAGCCAAAUUUCUUCUAGGGGUUUCAUCCUCUCUCGAUGGUGAACCGCUAAGACGGUGCUCUGGCUUCUGGAUUGAUUGGGAUGAGGAGAGCAAAACCGGCCUUGUUCUGACAACCGCGCGGCUGAUUCGCACAAAGGAUGCUCCUGUCAGCGUCUGGUCAGGCGGUGAAGAGUAUGCUACAAACGCUGAUGUCACUGUUCAUUUGCUAAAUGGCACCAGUGCAAAGGGCCAGCUGGUCUAUCACCAGCCCCACUACGAUCUCGCUUUCCUGAAUGUUCAGAUGGAUCAACCAAUCAAGUUACCAUCUUUUAAUGAAAAAGAUGUAGAAUUUGCUCAAAAGAUUUUUCGACUUGGAAGAGACAAUGCCUUAAAUCUAAGGAUAACAUAUGCUAGAGCAGAAUAUCUGAAUCCAAGCAUGUAUGAACGGUACCACAAUAUAUAUUUCCGUUCUCCAGAUGGCCAUGGCGAUGAUAAUGAGUAUGACAAUGGGGGGCCAGUUAUUGACUUGGGUGGAAAAGUGGUCGGAAUGGUCAAUGACCCUGAGAGAUUUGAGUCUUUUAUACCUUCUUCCAUUGUGCUCAAUUGUUUGGAUUCAUGGAGGAAAUAUCAGCAUUUCGCCCGGCCCCAUCUUGGAAUGACGUUUAACGCCAUCGAACUUCUAGAACCUUCUCAUGUUGACAUGUUAUGGCGUAUGUAUAACAUUGAUGACGGUCUUGUCGUUCAAGAGGUGUCAAAAGGAUCUAAUGCUGAGAUACUCGGAAUCCAAAAAGGUGAUGUUAUUGAAUCUAUCAAUGGGAAACGUGUUUCUACAACAAUUGAGUUCGAAAAUAUGCUGAUGAGCACAUGCAAGGUCCCUUCAGAUGUUGAAGUUCAUAUUUCUGUUGGGGUGUUUCACACACUCAAAAAAGAACGAAGCACCAUAGAGUUGACUGCAAAUUUAUCCGAACUUGGAGAAGUCAUUACAAGCUAGAUAAUUAUUAUACAGAUACAGUGCUAGCACUAAGUAUGUAAGCUUAUGUGCGUUGUGCAAUACACUCUUACGUGAAACCCAUGUGAUGUUUAAAAUAUCAUACCACACCAUAAAAUAUGCUGAUAUUUUGGAAGUUUAUGGUUUUCGUAAAUGGGUGGUGUGCAGCAGGUUGUGGAGAACAGACUUCUUUUUUUUUACGGGGAGUGGAGAACAGACUUCAUCCAUGUUUUUUUACCCUAGCAUCCAUCUUCCAUUUGUAGACUUGGAAGUUUUUGGGUUUUUUGGAACAAGAGAUGCAUGUCUGUGCUUGUAGGUUUGUUGACGGGCGCUAACUUUGAGUUGUGUGACAUUUUGCAAAGAAUACAGAUUAAAUAUUGAUUGCAUGUUCACUCUCCGUUUUCUUUUUGGAUGGGAAUACAAAACAUUCGCCUUGAGA
Messenger RNA from Triticum aestivum (bread wheat), 1844 nucleotides. Its product is annotated as serine protease Do-like HtrA. Lineage: Eukaryota; Viridiplantae; Streptophyta; Magnoliopsida; Poales; Poaceae. The transcript has 10 exons. Gene Ontology annotation, molecular function: protein binding. The coding region runs from base 128 to 1408 and encodes 426 amino acids. The record is from RefSeq and is a predicted model, not a curated record.